AUGAAUUUGACAAAGAAACUUAUUUUUUCCUUCCCAAUCACGCAAGUCGCUCGUCCCGUCGUACACGCUUUACCACAAUCAAACCGUCCGAGGUUUACAGCCAAUACUCCAAGACCAACACUCAAUAAAAGUAAUGCUUUUAAGCCAAUAACCCGAUCUCCACCUCCAUUCGAAGCGCCAGCUCCAUCUGUUAAAGCAACUAAGGCCGAUGAGAUCUUUCCACAAAAUAUGCAGCUCCAGCCCACAAAUAACAUUGCUUUAUUAACUAGAGGUAUUUCGUUAUUAUCAAUUACACAACUCAGAGACCUUCUAAGAGAUUAUUCUCUUCCCACUGGAGGAAACAAGCAUGUUCUUGUUAACAGACUUAUCAUUUUCCUCGAAACUAUUGGUCAAAGCCAACAAAAUUUGCUUUCUGCCUUCUCAGCCAAGCUCAAAAAGCUCUUAUCAAUUGAUGCUGAUGAAAGUGCUUCACCAUCCCAUAGUGAAGAAGGCUCUCCGACGCCUCAAAUGCAGCCAGCUCAGACAAUUCCUCCGGAAAUUAGUCAAAGUUUACUCCAAGGAUCGCCAUCAUCAUUAUACGAACUUUCUGAUAAUAACCCCGCAUUUGGACCAGUCCUUAUCAGUGUAAAUAUGAAUAAUUCUCAUUCAUUUACAAUUACCACUGCCGAUAAGACUCUGAUUCCAAUUCUACAAUUUGUUUCAGCCUAUCCAACAGUCGUUAUUAGCAGAAUUGUUAUCCAAAUUGAUGGUACUUUUCUUACAAUGAGAGGUCCGAACUUUUACACAGAAAUGAAGCAAUUUAUGGAUCGUCCUACAUCAUUCCAAGUUGUUUCUGUUGAACCGGAGACAGAAAUCGUUGGAGCAAUCAGAUGGAUGAAACAAGUAUCGAUUCAUAGAAUGAUCCAGAUGAUUUGCAUGAAGGAACCUGCCAGAAAAAUGCCUCUAUCAGGAUCCUCAAUACCAAACGGUAUUUGUCCGUUGACAAGAAAAGUUAUUGUUAGACCUGGAAGAGGUGUGAACUGCAUGCAUGGAGAAUGUUAUGAUAUAUCCGGCUUCCUUUGUAAUGCAAUCAAAAAUAACUCAUGGCAAUGCCCAAUUUGCCGGAAACAAGUCACAUUAGAAGAAAUUAGGAUUGACCCCUUCUAUUUUGCCUUAGCUUCAGGCUCUCCAGUCUGA
Trichomonas vaginalis G3 is the source of this 1176-nucleotide messenger RNA. Its product is annotated as SUMO transferase protein. Lineage: Eukaryota; Parabasalia; Trichomonadida; Trichomonadidae. Gene Ontology annotation, biological process: protein sumoylation. Bases 1 to 1176 code for a protein of 391 amino acids. The transcript has a single exon. Gene Ontology annotation, molecular function: zinc ion binding; SUMO ligase activity. The record is from RefSeq and is a predicted model, not a curated record.